Messenger RNA from Xyrauchen texanus (razorback sucker), 9615 nucleotides. Its product is annotated as ankyrin repeat domain-containing protein 26-like. The transcript is spliced from 44 exons. Gene Ontology annotation, molecular function: protein binding. Bases 230 to 7312 code for a protein of 2360 amino acids. NCBI's taxonomy places the organism in Eukaryota, Metazoa, Chordata, Actinopteri, Cypriniformes, Catostomidae. The record is from RefSeq and is a predicted model, not a curated record.
CGAAAGCAGCGAGCUUGCUAGGCACCGUGAACGGGGACUCGACGAUUCGUUCUCGAUAAUAAACAUUAUUUUACACACUUUUUGUGUUAUAUUUCAUCUAAAAUAUCGUUGAUGCAUUUAACGACAAUGUAGGUUUUAUUUUUAGCAAAUGGAUGAGACAUGUAAGGUGAUCUGUUCCUGGACCUCAGGUAGACGCUGAUCCACUGAGGGAAAUGUGCUGACACAGAUCAUGAAGAAAAUAUUCAAUUUCAAGAAAAAGAGGGGCUCCCCUAGCCCAUCUGAGACAGGGAGCAUGUUGUCAGCCAGCUAUGAUGUGAAGGAGAAGGACCUCGGGAAGGUGCACAAGGCUGCGUGCAGUGGAGAUGUGGCCAAACUCAGACAGCUGGCCAAAAAGAAUGAUUUGAAUCAGCUGGAUAAGGAAAACAGAACUGCGCUGCAUAUCGCUUGUGCUUGUGGACACACAGAUGUGGUUCAGUUUUUGGUGGAGAGCAAAGUGAAGCUAAACUUAUGCGACAAUCAGAACCGCUCCGCCUUAAUGAAGGCAGUUCAGUGUGAGCAGGACCGUUGUGUGUCUUUGCUCCUGGAGCACGAGGCUGACCCCAACCUAGUGGACAUCAAUGGAAACACGGCACUGCACCUGGCCGCCCGCAUCCCCUCCCUACCUGUGGCACUGCAGCUCUUAGAGUACUCGCCCAACAUCAAUGCCCAGAACAAGGAUGGCAACACUCCUCUGAUGCUAGCUCUGAUGGAAAACCACCCAGACAUGACAGAGCUUUUACUGAAAGAGGGAGCAGACGUUAAUGUGAAGAACCAGGAGCAACGGUCUGGAUUGAUGAUAGCAGCAUGCAAUGGACAAAUCAGUAUGGUCAAAUUGCUCCUGCAAUAUGAUGCUGACAUCACCGUGAAAGACGAUAAGGGAUGGUCUUCUGAUGAUUAUGCUGUCAUGAAUGGACACCAUGCCUGUUCACAUCUGAUCAUCGAGCAUGGAACAAAGAGAAAAUCUCUGCAGUCUCCAUACAAUUUAACUGCCGACAAAAAGAAACAGCUGUCCAUUCUGAGAAGUCCCAGCGGUUUUGGGGCCGGUUUGCCUCUGGGAGGGCCAGCUCUGGAUGAAGAUGAUACUGAGGACAGUUCCCAUACAAACUCCAUUAGCAGGGCAUCAAAAAGUGGUGCUGCUGAUUCCUGGCCUUCAUCGGAUGAAGAUGAGUUAGAUUUGAGUCCAAAGAAACCGAAAGUGAACUUAAAGAAACUUAUAAGCACCUCCAAAAGGGAAAAUAUAGAGGUCAUAGCCAAAAGGAAUGCAGACAAAUCCUGGAGUGGAUCAGAGUCCGAGCCAGGCAGUGAAGGCAAGACUGCAAAGCACCCACCUCUAUCCAGACCCCUCCCCUUCAGCAGCACCUCCACCCAGCCCCCUGUAGCACCCUCACACGCCUCUUUACCCCACCCACCCCAGAUGAGCUCCACCCCCUUCAGCAGCACCUUUAAGGAGGAAGCCUCCACAGAAGAUGAAGAGAAGGAUGGAGAAGAAGAAGAGGAGGAUGAGAAGAAAGGACUAGAUAAAAUGUGCGCUAAUGAUCCUCAACAUGGAAGAACUUCCAAAGGAAAUAAAAGGGAUUUCCUUUCAGAGUUAGGCCUUGAGAAGAAAGAUGAAAAUGACGAUUCCCCUUGGGACUCAGAGUCUGGUUCUGAGAGCCCAAGGAAAAAACAACACAAUAGUCCACACACUCCUGCCAAAUCACAUAUAUCCAUGAUCAGUAUUUGUGAGGAGAACCUUGAAGACUUGUUAUACGUUCCCUCCUUCGUAGGAGGUAGGAACGUUAAUGUAUUGAGAAGUUUAGGCCAAUCUGGAAGCUGCAGGUCGAUGGUUUUAAGAAAUGAUGAGGAGGAUGAGAAAAAGAAGGAAACAGAAAUACCGCCCAAAGUGAUUAAAAGGGAGCCAGUGUCUGUUCUUAGUAAACUGAUGGAUUUAAAGGAAGCUGAUAAGAAAACAGACCUGAUGGAGGAACUUGGUUUGGGAGAUGCUGAUGAUCUUGAAGAUGCCUCUGAUUGGGACACUGCCAGCACCACUAGUAAGGCCAGUAAAAACUUUCCAGUUUAUAAGCUGGAGGAGGAACCCCUCCACGAAAACCCAGCUACUCCCACGCUAUCUAUCACGCCCCAGGAGCAUGACAUGGACACCAGGGAACAUAAAGAAGCCAGCCCAGAGGAAAGCAAACCAACAACCUCAACCACACCACCUCAACCUAGUCCACGAUCUCUAAACCCAAAUACCAGCUCAAAGCUGCGACCACUGCCACGACUGCACCUGGACUCAAACCAAAGACCAGAGAGUGAAGAUUCAGACUGGGAUACUGACACCUCCAGUCCAGCCAAGAUAAAAAAUUCACUGCCAAACAUCGCUGAGCCUCUUGCAGUUCCUCCGCAAAAACCUACAGCAGAUGAUGUUGAUGGUGACAGGAGCUAUGACGAACAUGCUGAUCAGGCAAGAGAGGCAUUACGAGCAUCUUCUGUAGAUGUAAGUAGCCUGUAUAAUGACCCGUUGGAGCUCCCAACCUCCCUUGAAGAUGAGGGGAGGAGAGAUGGGGAGAAUGAGGAGAACGCUAGUUUGAUUCCCUGGGAGGAACGUUAUGAGAAGAUUUGGGUGGAGAAGGAAAAGGAGGAGACCAAAUCCCAAUACAGAAAUGUAGCUGCUGAACUUAAGGAGAGAUUUGGAGAACUGGAGCACAAGGAACCAGGUGACCAUUCAGAGCAGGAAGGAGAACAAGAUGAUGUAGAGGAAGAGGGAGAAGUUCCAGAAGAAAAGAAGGCAGAUAUUGAAGACUCCAGUGAGGAAGAGGGGGAGCCGAUAGUGCUUGCCAUGGCCCAAGCGAGAAGUGCCGUACUUUUGCCCAUUCCUGAGCAGAGAGAGUCAGGCUUGGAGGACUCGCAGUCCGAGGAACCUCCAGAAACUGUGCAAUACAUGUUUAGUGUUAAGGUCAGCGAUGCAGGCCUUCAUCAAGAUAACCUUCCAAAGGAUCAAUACCUCCAAGUACCAAUUAGGGAUGAGGCCCAUAAGCCAGAGUACCAAGCAGACAACUCAGAUGACAAUCAGGGAAAUUUCUUCACUUUUAGCAGAAGCAAAGAAAAUUCUGACGAUGCUGGUAGGAGCCAUCCAGAAUCUGGAAGUGACUUAGAUGUAGUACCUGAAGAAGUCAAGGCUUACGGAGGUCCAUUGCUUGAUGCUAGUCAACAGGUCCCACCUAAUAUUCUGGAAGUGCCCUCUUCCGACUCUGAUGAGGUUGAGGAGGGCCUGUCGAAGUCCAGACAUGAGGGUGAAAAAGAGAAGGCCAAUAAUAUGAGGGGAGACCAGGAAAGCAGUGCCUUCUGGGAUUCGGGAGAAUCCAGAGAACAAGCCGAACUUGACCAAGGAAAAGGAGGGGAAAUUGACACCAACUCUGGCAACCCAAAACCUCAACAGGAAGGGAUGGCUGAUGGCAGAUCUUUGGGAAUAGAGGGUAGUGUUUCACCAAGACAACGGACAAGAAGUCCAAGAAGCACUGACAGUGUGCCAGCACAUGGCGAGGAAGAUGAGGAGGAAAAGCAAACUGUUUGUAGCCAAGCGAGAAAUCUCCAUGUAGUUGCCCCCCAGCAGAACAAACCCUCACGACCUGCAGUCCGCCAUCAUGGAAACCUCGAGUCUGUCUUUGACGACAGUACUUUAAGUGAGCUGUCAGAGGAGGACAGGAGGUCUCCAUCUUCAAGGCAUAAGAAAGAGCAGAAUGCUGGAGAGCUGGAGAUGGCAGAUGAUUUUGAAGAUCUCACCCAAUCUUCUGACACAGCCACAGAAGAGAUGGACGCUCCAGUAUCUGGAUUCCGCAACGCUUCUCUGCUCUUCAAACAGCUCGACUCAAGUUAUCUCGACUCUGUAAGUGUUGUGAAGCUACAGAACAUGUUUCAUGAGUACGAACGCACCAUCCAGAGAGAGAGAGACAGACACAGCCGUCUGGCUGACAAGACCUCUCAACUGGAGCAGGAACGCAAUGAGCUGAAGAUCCUGCUGGAUGAGAUCAGAGGCAGCAAGUCCAGCCUGGAACAUCUCAAACUGGAGCUAGAGACAGACAUGAACAAUCUCAAGUUCCUGCUGAGACAGGAGCAGGAGAAGCAUCAGAGUGCUUUGAUGCUAUACAAUAAAACCCGUGAGCAGCUUCAGAGGAAAGAGGACCAGCAGCGGGCCGAAGCCGAGGAGAGACACAAAGCUGAGCUAAGAGUCCGGAGUCUGGAACUGGAGAUCAGAGCUCUGAAGAACAGCAUCAAACAGCUGGAGGAGGACAGAGAUGAGUCUCUGCGUCUCCUGUCGCAUGAGCGCAGCGCUCGUGCUCUACAAGAGGAACUACUCACCAACCACCUGCGCAAGCAACAGGACAUCGAGGAGGAAAACCUGCGAAAACUCAACAAAAGCAAUGAAGCCUUGUCUCAGCUAACCGAGGCUUCAGACCGCGAACGAGAGAUGCUGCAGCAAAUUCGCAGUCUUCAAGAUGAGCUGAACGGUGCUCGGGCAGAGCUGGACCGCUCUCAGUCUCAUUGCCGACAGGAGGAGUCACGACUGGCCGAGGAGAGAGAUGCCCUAAGCGAGAGGCUUGAGGACUCUCGUAGGGACCUGAAACAUAGUGAAGAGGCCUUGGCACAGACCGUGUUCCAGUUCAACGGGCAGCUGAGUGCACUGAAGGCCGAAUGCUCAGUAAUCACAGCAAAACUGGAUCAUGAGAGGCAAGUGAGGCAGCAACUGGAGGCAGAGGCUGAGGUGAGCCGGGCACGACUGCAGGGAGCACUACAGGAGGCCGAGAGAUGUCAGGCGUCACUUACAGAUGCAGAGCGCACACUUCAGCGAGACCGUGAGGAACACCAGCGUACACAGGAAAAGCACAUCUUCGAAUCCAACACCCAACGCGACACCAUUCAGUCCCUCUCGCAGAAGCUCAGCAAGGUCGAGGUGCUCGCCAACAGCCUAGAGAAUGAGUGUCACCGCAGCGCCUUGGCCAUUACGGAGAAAGGCGUCCUGUUGGAGACACUCGCCCGGGAGAAAGACCAAGCCCUGGCCAAACUCAAAGAACUGGAGGUGGCGAUAUUGAGCGAACGCGAGCAGGCCAGCCGUGCCGGAACGAAACAGGAAACCAUGCAGGAGAGACUCGCACAGGCUCAGAGUGAGAGCGCUCUGCUACGACAACAGCUGGAGGAGGCGCUCAACAAGGGGUUGGCGAAGGACAAGGUUGUUACAGACGUGCACCAGAACUUCACUGAGAUGCUAAACCAGUUACGUGCGGACGGAGAAGAGAGAGUCCACCUGGUGGAGGAAAGAAGCAAAGAGCUGGCAAAGAUGAAUAGCGAGCUGAGAGAGCAAAACUAUAAAGUAGAGCAAGAGAAAGCUGAAAGAGAGAGUUCUCUGAGACAGCUUCAGCAGGAACUUGCUGACUGUCUCAAGAAGUUGUCCAUGUGUGAAGCCUCUCUGGAGGUCAAUACGCGAUACCGUAACGACCUGGAGGAAGAGAAGACACGCACACUCAAAGACAUGGACAGACUGAAGGGGAAGCUCCAAGAGUCUGAGGAACAGUAUGUCCAGGCAGAGAGACGCAUCGGUAACCUAAAGAGCUCUCUAGAUGAAAAGGAGCGAGAGGCCUGCAAUACCGCUCAGAAACUAAAGGAGGCGCUAACUGCUUCUACCGGCAAAGAGCAAACAAUUAAACAGCUGGAAGAGGCGGUGCAGAGGUUAGAGAUUGAAUACGCCAGACUAGAGGCCACGGCAAAACAGCAGAACAAUCGCAUCGAGGUGCUGCAGAAGGGAGUACAGGAGGGUACUGUGCUAUCAGAUUCACCUGGAGAAGGGGUCAGAAAUCGUUUGGAAGAUCUCGUCUCAAACCUGCAGAGCAGUAAAAUGACUCUAGAAGAGCAGCUCAACCGAGAGGUGCAGAAGCAAAGUAUGUUAUCUCAUAAUGCCCAGGACUCGCAGGCGCUGUGGGAGGAGGAGCUAAAGGGCCGCUCGCGACUGGGACUCCGCCUCUCUGAGCUGGAGAAAGAGAAAGGAGAACUGACCAAUCAGAUGGAGCUUGAGAAGAAAAAAGCCAAAAAGCUGUUAGAGCAGAAGAAGUCAGUGGACACUCGACUGGAGCAGGAGAUGCAGAGAAACACUGACCUUCAGAAAGAAAUGUACAGGUUAAAGACUCUGGUAAAGACGGCUAAGAAGCAGCUGCGUGAACAUGGUGCGGGACAGCUGGAAUCUACUCUGGGCAGCUUCAGAGGAGACGUGAGUCACAGACUGGAGACAGAGAGUGUUGUCAGCCGCAUGAAGACUAAGGUGGAUGAACUUCAGUCUCAGUACGAGCGGGAGGUGUCUCGUUGCUCCCGUCUGGAGGAGGUAAACCGGCAGCUGAAGGAGAAGCUGGUGUCAGCGAAGAGCCUGAGCCGCAGUCAUGAGCAGCUGGAGCGAAGUAAUAGGCAGCUGGAGGAGGAGCUGGCCCGUCUGCGCAGACAGCUUGAGUCUGGUGUGAUGGAUCAGAGUCAAGCCGAGCAGUACCGCCGCGAGACGGAGGAGAAAGCGCGACAGGAGAUCAGACACAAACUGGAGGAGGUUAACCUCUUCCUGCAGACGCAGGCUGCUUCACAGGAUGCUCUGGAGCAGAUGAAAGCUGCUAACGAGGCGAGUAAGCGCACUCAGCUGGAGCAGUGCAUCAGAGAUCUGGAAGGUGAACUCAGUCGUCUGCGCAGCAUUCAGCAGGACAGUCUGGUGCAGAGAGACUCCAGCCACACUGAACUGGAACGCUACAAGCAACUGUACAGUGAAGAACUGCGUCUCAGGAAGAGUCUAGCCUCUAAACUAGAGAGGUCAAAUGAACGGUUAGCAGAGGCCAACACUAAACUCCUGAGCGAAAGACAGCGCAGUAAAUCUCUGCUCACCAGCAGUAUAGUGAAUGGCGGUUUAGGAGGUCCCACUCUGGAUGUGGCAUCUCUGGGUACUGUUGGGGCAUACGGUGCCUCUCUAGGACCACUGAACAGGAGUCUGGGUCUUGCGUCCCCUCUGCUGGGUGCAGUAGGGGAAUCGCAGAGCAGCCGUGUAGAAGCCUACCUGGCAAAGAUGCACACAAAGCUGGAGAAAAGCAUAUCAAAAGAGUUGGACUAUGUCACAGGAGAGUUGGAAGGAGGUUCUGCGCGUCUGUCUCCAGUGGGCUCGGCUUCUGGUUCUCAGAAUUUAAACCUUAGCAUGACCCUGGAACAGCCGGAUCCAGUGAGCAAAGCCACUCAGCAGUACCUGGAUGUGCUCAAGAAGAAUUAUAUGAUCUGACCCAGGGUCAGUCCAGACACUGUGAACCCAAUGAACACCAACUAUAAAAUUUGUUGUCCUCUCAUUGGUGUCAAAAAGCACCUCAUUAGUUUAUGUUUACUGAACUUUUUGUGAAAGGAGUUUUAUUUUUGAACUUCACCUAAAAAGAUAAAGGUAUAUAUCACACAAAAAAAAACAAUCUGCCAUCAUUUACUCACUCUCAUGUCGGUCCAAACCUGUAUGAUUUUUAUUUUUCCAUAGAACACAAAAGGAGAUGUUUAGCAGAAUGUCUGAACUGCAGAAUUCUCAGAAAAUACAGAUUUAAUUCAGAUUACACAUUAUUUUUAUUUAUUUGUCUGCAACAUGAAAAGGAAGCCUGUAAUCAGUGUAAUCAAGCAUUGUUUAGUUUUUUUCACGUUUUUUUGGAGCAUGUUCAGAACAAUUCUCAUCACCACAACACACAAAACCCUGCCUAAAAUGCUCCGAGUAAUGCUCUAAACAAAUUGAAACAUAUCUCACCCAAUUUAUUUAAAAAUAAAUUAUUUAUCUCCGAAACACACUUACCGAAACACACCAACCAAAUUUGCACCUUUUUUUUAUUAUUUAAAAAAAUAUAUAUUUUUCAGAUUAAUCGAAAACAAAUUAUAACAAGAUGUCUAAUGAUGGAUCUUAGAAUAAAUGGUCAGAUUUUGCAUUUAAUAAUGAUUAACAUUUUCAAAUGUAAUUGUCUUUAAUUUAAUUGUAAAGUUUUCAGUAAUGAUAAGUACGUUGCGGUAAUGAGAAUUAUUUGCCUGCUCUUUUUUCAUACAAUGCAAAUGAAUGUAGACAAGUGCAGUCAAGCUCUAAAAAUGACAUAACAGCACUAUUAAAGUAGUCCAUACAGCUCAUGUGUGCUAUGGAGGUGAAAGGUACAAUUUUCAGUGAAUAACUACUUAAAUUUCAGAAGCACACAAAUUGAACUGACUAUUUUCAUGUCGCUUUUAUAGUGAUUCUAUGUCAUUUUUGGAACUAUCUUUAGUGUUAAAAAAUGUUUUAAAAAAAAAACAUUGGAGAUUUUGGGUUGCAAUGGAGUUUGGAAUAACAUGAGGGUGAGUAAAUGAUGACAGAGUUUUCAAUUUAUGGUGAUAAAUAUGGCACUUAUAUUCAUACCAGUGGUCUUUACUCCUGCUGGUCCGAAACUGUGCGGCCUGGGAAUAAUCUGUCAUUUUAUGAACACUGAAUGUUUAAGUAAAAAUGACAGUAAUAUAUUAUUUUUGCAGUCUGGACCGAGUUCCAAAUGCACAACUUGUGCUUUACUGCUACAAAAAUGACACAAAAAUCACCAAAAGGGCCAAAGUUUCAACACUGCCAAUAAAACCAGUUUUUACAUUUGUCCUCAAGUGUAAAGUGACGACGCACUUUGUGCUCAGGAACAAAUGAACUGUGUUUUUAAAACUGUUUGGUACGUGUGCAGCGUUCCCCUAUGAAAUAUUUCAUGCCGUUACAGCUCAGUGGUGUUUUAGUUUACAAUGUAUAUAUUUUGCUUGUUUUUGUUGUCAGUGCAUAUUAUGACAAACUGUUAAACUUGUACGUUUAAUAUUAUUGCCAAGUAAUAAUGGUACAUCGUACACUACAGUGCAAUAUAUGAGUUUUUUUGGGGGGGGGAAACAAAUGCUAUACAUGAAUAAGAUGAAACAAGACAAUGAUCUGGUGACUUUUCAAGAAUGCUUGACAAAGUCACCACUUUGCUCAGGACGAUUUGUGUCGAUGUUUGGGCAAAUUUCACAAAGAAAUGUCCAUUUCAGAUACAUUGCACACAGAAAAUGAAACUUAUUUUUAUGCAUCGCGGCAUGAUUUUUAUGACCACUAAGCACUUUUCCCCCAAAAUCAUUUUAAAUUGUAAAGGAAAUUUGUAAAGUACAAUUGUAAGGAUACAUUUGUUGUACUGAACUGAAUUUAUUCUGAUUUUAAUUAGUAAAUUAUUUUAAUGAAUGGAAUUGAAAAAUAAUGGAAUUUCAUAUUAUGGAAACGUGGAGGCGGAAUAGUGCUUAAAACUUUAAAGAAUUGGUCAUACAUUUUAUAUUUCAUAAAGAAACUUACUGCAUUGCAAAACUAAAUAAUACUUCAAAUGUGAAAUGUACAAUUGUAAGUGUACAGUUGAUGUACUGAAUUGAAUUUUAUUGAAAAUUAUUUUAAUUUGUGAGAUUAAAUGUUUUGCAUUUCAGUGGUUUUCUUUAUGAAAAAUGCAAUUUAUUUCUCAUUUUUGGGUGAAAUAAGGCCAGUCUUAGUCUUUUGUCAACCAAAAUGUGUACAAUCCAUUCCAAAUAUUUCAGUAUUGUUUUUGU